This is a messenger RNA of Exophiala xenobiotica, 4260 nucleotides long. RefSeq lists its product as uncharacterized. The record is from RefSeq and is a predicted model, not a curated record. Gene Ontology annotation, cellular component: membrane. The coding region runs from base 356 to 4048 and encodes 1230 amino acids. NCBI's taxonomy places the organism in Eukaryota, Fungi, Ascomycota, Eurotiomycetes, Chaetothyriales, Herpotrichiellaceae. Gene Ontology annotation, molecular function: ATP binding; copper ion binding; ATP hydrolysis activity. Gene Ontology annotation, biological process: monoatomic cation transport; copper ion homeostasis. The transcript has a single exon.
UCGUCUGGACUCGGUAUCAAUCGCCACGAUUCCAUCUGCAUUUGGUCUUAUCAAAUGAGAGAGUCUGUAGAGCGCUCUACGCACAAACUGCGCAUCGUUUGGACUCGGUAUCAAUCGCCAUGAUUCCAUCUGCAUUUGGUCUUAUCAAAUGAGAGAGUCCGUAGAGCGCUCUACGCACAAACUGCGCAAUCCUGAAGUUAAGAAAUAGCGACGUGAUUGUGUCCCAUUUUCCAAUUCUCUUCCUACAUUCCUUCCGCUCUGACAUCUGCAGUGCUUUCCAGGAGCCCAGAAAUAAAUAGAGCCUUGCUUGCCCUGCUAUCUUUGGUCUCUUCGUAUUCUCAUCAUUACCAGCGCCAUGACCUUCACCUCGACAUUCUUGGUGUCAAACAUCCACUGCCCCUCUUGUGUUACCUAUGCCCAAGAUGUCCUACGGGACAUUUCCGACGUCCAAUCGGUUCAGGUUUCACUGAUUGACCAGACAAUUCGUGUUAAACACGCCCAUGACAAAACGCAGGGCGUUGUCAACAAAGAACUGCUCAAGGCGGCUUUCGAAGUUCAGCAUGUCAGCACUAUGGGAGAAGGCGGUGUUGAAACCCAUGCCUACGAUGUGUCACCAACCCCAACGGACGCUUCAGUCUCACGAUCGAGAUGGUUCAUGUCUCGAGCCCAACGCAAGCACAUCGAGAAUUGCAAAGCAUGCCAAAGCAAAAGAGAGCGGAGUUCUGCGAUAAAACGGUCCUGGGCUGCACUCAGCCGACAACGCCGCAUGGACACCGGCAAGACCAAGCCGAAGGACAAUGAUACUGCAAGAUCCGAUGAUACUCUGGGGCAAGAUCAACCCGCCGUGAUCAACAUUGACGGUGCUGAUGAUGGUCAAGAGCAUGGCAAGUACGUUGCAAAAGUGGCAAUAGGAGGGAUGACUUGCGCUUCAUGCACCAGUACCAUAACAAAAGAAUUGACGAACCUUGACUUUGUCCAAUCUGCCGAUGUCAAUCUGAUGACCAAUAAUGCAAGGGUGGUAUUUUUGGGGAACAAACACAACUCUGAAAGAAUCGUCGAAGCUAUUGAAGAUGUGGGCUACGAAGCUUUCAUUGAUGAUGUGGCUCCUUUAGUCCGGGACAAGACUACAUCAACUACGGAAAGCGAAGAACACAAGGUCACCUUGAGCAUUGAGGGUAUGGUUUGUGGAAGCUGUGUUGGGACCAUUACUCGAGGGGUCAAAGAGUUACCAUUUGUGCGGUCCGUCAAUGUUGACUUGGUCGGCAACCGUGGCGACAUUGUCUUCGAGGACAAGCACAAUCUCGAUGCAAUCUUGCAGAAGAUUGAUGAUCUGGGCUACGAUGCUACUGUAAUGAAGCUGGAACCCACCAACGCUGCUGCCAGACCCAAAGUGUCCGAGAGAACCGUGCAGAUCAGGAUCGAGGGGAUGUACUGCGAGCUUUGCCCCGGCAAUGUUGUGUCUGCCUUGCAUGCUGGGCUCUCCUCUGCGAGUGGCACGACGUACACCAUCACUCAGACACCGACCCUUCGAGACCCCUUUAUCACCAUUGUCUAUCGACCUUCGCCUCCCGACCUUACUAUCCGCAGUUUCAUCUCGACCAUCAAUGCCUCUGAUGAAGCGUUGCAAGCCUGCGUGUACCAUCCUCCCACAUUAGAGGAACGUUCACGGCGAAUGCAACGGCACGAGCAAAAGGGUAUUCUACUCAGGCUGGUCUUCACUGGCGUGGUGGCAAUUCCCACGUUCAUCAUCGGAGUAGUAUAUAUGAGUCUUGUGCCGAAGUCCAAUCCGACGAGGCAAUGGUGGGAAGAACCCAUACUUGCAGGGAAUACAAUGCGCAUAGAAUGGGCAUUGUUCUUCAUGACCACUCCAGUCAUGUUUUUUGGUACGGACAUUUUUCAUACCAGGGCUGCGAAAGAAAUUAGGUCUAUCUGGAGACGCAAGAGCAAAGUGCCCAUCCUACGUCGGUUCUACCGUUUUGGGAGCAUGAACCUGCUGAUCAGCGCCGGAGCUGCGGUGGCAUACUUCUCAUCUCUGGCUGUCCUUAUCAUGGAUGCAACCAGUCCCAAAAACGUGCACCAGCACGAUUCUUCCAACACCUACUUUGAUACAGUUACCUUUCUGACCUUUUUCAUCCUGAUUGGCCGCUUUUUGGAAGCAUACAGUAAAGCCAAAACUGGGAAUGCUGUCGCCAUGUUGAGCAAGCUACGACCUUCAGACGCGCUUCUCGUGGAGAACGCUACGCCAAACCAUGAAGGACACUCACAGACCAAUAUGCGCGCAAUUCCUGUUGACCAAUUGGAAGCUGGUGACAUUGUCCAAAUUCCUCAUGGAGCAUCACCACCCACUGAUGGAGUCAUCCAGCAGCCGGGCACGUUUCUCUUCGACGAAAGUUCUCUGACCGGAGAAUCCAAACCUGUCAAGAAGUCAUACGGGGAACAAGUAUACACUGGUUCCGUCAACGUUUCGGAUCCAGUGCGGAUCCAAGUCACAGAGGUUGGCGGCACAUCUAUGCUGGAUCAGAUUGUCAACGUCGUUCGCGAGGGUCAAGCUAAACGAGCACCCAUCGAACGAAUUGCCGAUAUCAUCACAGGGUAUUUUGUGCCUGUCAUUACGCUGAUUGCCAUUGUAACUUGGGUUAUCUGGUUGGGUUUGGGAGUAUCUGGAAAAUUGCCACGGGCCUGGAUUGAUGACCGAAAAGGAGGAUGGCCAUUCUGGUCUCUCGAAUUUGCGAUCGCUGUCUUCGUGGUCGCCUGUCCCUGUGGUAUUGGUUUGGCCGCUCCUACUGCACUCUUUGUCGGUGGCGGACUUGCUGCCAAAGAUGGUAUUCUCGUGCAAGGAGGGGGAGAGGCAUUCCAGGAAGCCUCGAAACUCGACGUGAUUGUCUUUGAUAAGACCGGUACAUUGACGGAAGGCCAAAUGAAGGUGACUGACUUUGAGCUGCUUCGCCAAAGGGAGAAGGACGAAUCGAACGUGGAUCAAAGCAUAAUCCUGGCUGCGUCUCGCAUACUGGAAGAGUCGAGUACUCACCCGAUUGCCAAAGCAGUUGCAGAAUAUUGUGCACAGGAAGCGGCCGGUUUGCAAAUACAGACCGAGGAGAUCAAGGAGAUGCCCGGACAAGGCAUGGCAGGGCGAUUUACUGUCAAGACCGAUACGUCCGUCAGACGAUUCGAGGCUGCAAUCGGCAAUGAACGACUGCUGGAGUCCAUUGAUCUAUCUCGGUCGUCCUCCGAUGCGGCCUUGCCACCAGCAAAGGUGAAAAGUAAGGUUGUCACGCAAGAUUACUACCUCGAACAGACCCUGCAAAAGCAUCAAUCUUCGGGUCGUUCGACUGCCAUCUUUGCAAUCAGUCCAAUACAAGAGGACUCGGGACAUGGCCCGACUUCUCAGUCGUCGUUUCAACCUGUGGCUGUCUUUGCCAUUGCCGACCCAAUCCGAGCCGAAGCACCAAGCAUCCUGCAAGACCUCCGCCAAUCUGGGCUUGACGUGCACAUGUGUACUGGAGAUAAUCGAACCACCGCUCUGGCGAUUGCAUCUCAGCUUGGCAUUCAGAUCGCCAAUGUCCGGGCCGGUGUACUUCCACAAGACAAGGCAGCCUAUAUCCGCGAAUUGCAAGGCGUGUCUGAAUCCGAGAAGUCGAGCAAGAAACCCACGCGGAAGAUCGUUGCGUUCGUUGGUGACGGAACCAAUGAUACUCCUGCAUUAUCGGCCGCAGAUGUGUCGAUUGCCCUCUCUUCUGGAUCGGAUGUGGCCAUCACUACUGCGUCCUUCAUCUUGCUCAACUCGGACCUCAAGACUAUCCUGUCGCUGGUCAGGCUGGCCAAACGAGUCUUCUUGCGAGUCAAGCUCAACUUUGCAUGGGCUGCAGUCUACAAUUUAUGUCUAGUACCUGUGGCUGCGGGAGUGUUCUUCCCCAUUGGAGCGAAUCACAACCACGGUGGAUGGAGACUGGGGCCGGUCUGGGCCAGUGUGGCCAUGGCCGCAAGCAGUGUCAGUGUGGUGGCAAGCAGCCUGGCAUUGAAGUUGCCUGAGGCGAGGUGGAGGAAGUAGGAGUGCGUUAAGAUAGGAAGAUGGAUCUAGACCACGAACCGAAUAAUACACAUUGCCUACUACUCCGUACUCCGUACUGACUGGUCGAUGCUUGGAGUGCGCGUCAGCCAUGAUUUGGCCAAGAUGCACGGGGGGUAGAAGCGAGAUGUGAAAAUCGAAUCAGAUGCGCUUGCGUCGACGCCUUUCAAUUCCGAUCUGGCAGAGAAGUUGAG